CUAUAUACAGCUUAAUUACAUUAUUAUCGUGUCUCAUUGUAUUUUCGUCUUCCACCAUGCUCACGUACUGAAGUUGACGUACAUAUGCCAAUAAGGCAUCAGCCGAUGCUCUAAUAUUAUUAUGAAAAAUUAGACGCCUAACCUUUGACAUCGAAUAGGUUUCUGCAAUACGCCAACGCGCACGCACGGCCUGCAUCGAUAGCCUACACCCCAUGAUGUUGGUCUAUUUGCAUGGUCUAUCUAAAUCGUUGCUGAAAUCGCAGAUUGUGUCGGGUAAAAUGCCAACAUAACAUGCUUCAUCAGUGGAGCCUCGGACCCAUGUACUUUACAUGUUUUAUACAAACAGAAAUUAGCUGAUAUUUCCCAAAUCUGGUGCUGAAAUUAUUAUCUGGAAGAGAAUCAAAUCACUCGUCCGUCAUGGCUGACAACAACUUUUCAACGCCAUUUCUUUUGACCAUCUUUGUAGUGUUCAUAUUUCAGAUAGGACUUUUAAACGCUGAGAGAAAUUCAACAGAAAAUGAUGAAUGCGAAGUGAUUGGAGACGUAUCUCUAGAUGGAUGGAGAACUGGGACACGUAAAGGAGUUGUCUUCGUCUGUUUCGACAACGGCGGUACCCUCGAGUGGGGGGUUAUCUGCACCAGCUACACCUGGGACGAUUUUGAUGCAAAGGUAGUGUGUGGUCAGCUUGGAUAUGGGGGUUCAUCAAAAGCUGUUCAAAAUGCAGAGAUUGAAUUCCUGUCAGUGUUGUCGGCUUAUAAAUAUGUCGCCAUGGACAGCGUCCAGUGUAUCGGUAACGAGACGAGGUUACUUGACUGUAAGCAUGGCACAGUCUGCAAGAACCCAUGGUUUAUCAGCAACCUAGCUGGUGUCAAAUGUGAUGAUAAAGGUGACGAUAACGAUAGCAGCGGUGGUGUCAGCAAUGAUUCCGACGAUGGCAAAUUUGAUCAAUAUGACGAAAACCAAUUUGAUCAGUAUAACACAUGGGAUUCAGGAGAUGAUAGAAUAGUCACCAGCCGCACACAAAAGAAGUCCACCGUCGUUAUUUUGGUAGUCAUUGGUGUGAUCAUCAUUAUAAUUUCGGGGACAGUACGCUGGAUGAAAAGAUGCCAGCUCCAGGAAAGGCGGAAUAACCACGUCCCGAAUACUGUGGAGAACUUCCAAAUGGUGCCCCCUAACUAUCAAGUAGGGCAGCAUCCUCCUCCAGCAGGAAGUGCUUUCCCGAACUCACAGCAAAUGUACCCUCCUAAUAGCCAGACUGGACAAAUGAUGCCCCAGUCUUAUCCUACUCCUUACCCAGCAGGGGCACCCCAGCAUCCCCCUCCAGGAGGGACGAUACCCCCAUCCCAGCCAAAUCCUUAUCCACCUGAGGGACCCCCACAGUACCCUCCUGCUGGAAUGAUACCCCCCUCCCAGCCAAACCCUUAUCCAACUGGGGGACCCCCACAGUAUCCCCCUCCGUCCCAGCAAAAUCCUUACCCAACCGGGGGAUCCACACAGCAGUACCCGUAUCCUACUGCGAUGAUACCCUCAUCCCAAGCAAACCCUUACCCAAGUGGGGGAACCCCACAGUACCCACCUCCCAUCAAUGAUGGUACUGACUUGCCAAACUGUCCACCACCAUCUUAUGAUGACACCUAUACAAAUCAGAACCAGUAAUAGAAUGAACAUGAACAGAGUCUUGACCCAGAGGCGACAGAACUGGUAUCUAAGUGCAUGGAGACAAAGUCAUUAUGAACCAACUUUAAAAUCCUGGUUGUUGCGCGUGUCGUUGGGCACACUUGUUUUUCAAGGCACCCACGACUGGUGUUUUGGCAGAGUUUUGCCACAAGAGUGGUGCCCGUAGUCCAAAGGAGUUGACAGGCCUGAUACUUUGUCGAAACAAGGACGAGGCACUUUUGACAUUUCUGUAUGGGUAACCAAAGAGCACCAAGGCAAUAAAUGACCGGGGCAUGAGGGCAAUUGAAUUGCCUGUAGUUGCUUCGACGUAUACCAUUUCAAUUAAACAAAAUAAAAUUGAUCAGCACAAUUCACACUUUUGGCAUUUCAAAGGGUAACAUCAGGCAACACGACACUAUUGACUUGAGGCUACACUUUAUUCUAUAAAAACUACUUAUAGUGUUCAUGUAUUGUUGUGUUUUUCUUCUUCAAAGUGGAUUAUCGUGAGAGCAAUCUUUUGUACAUAAUUUGUACAAAAAUGUUCACUGUGUUUCUUGUUAAAAAAUGUUUUUGAAGUCCUUGAAAUUAAGGGAGUAAAGUUGUUGUUUCAGAUUUUUUAAGGAACUUUUGAGCGUUAAUUUGAAGUUGCUGGGAGACCCCCCCCCCCCCGUAAGUUUUUUGACAGAUAUUCAUCAAACGGAUUUCUUGCUGUGAAACCAACACCGUAAGUUAGCCUUAAGUCAAGGCGCACGCGGCACCCCCAGAUGUCACACGACACUGGUUCUUAUUGGCUAUAACACUCAUCACGCCAUUGCAUUAUGCAUUUUUCCAACCAAAAUCGGUAGCUGCCGCUGCGUGCACCUUGAAUAAAGGCUAACCGUGAGGUGGCUGGCGUACCUUUUCAGCGGUAGACUCCUUUUGCAAUUAUUGUGCUUAUUUCAUUAUUUAAGUUUUUUGUUCUUUAGCUUAGGUAGAGUCAAAUUUUGGUCUGUAUCAGCGUACUAAAUAUAAACAAAAUAUCAAAAACGAUACCAUAAAGGUCACAAAGUUUCAGUUCUGCUUGCUGAGACAACAGCACAAGCUGUCCAGAGAACACUCUAAUUAUUUUAAUUAAACGAUUUUUUUUAAUUUUCUAUAUAGCGGUAGGCUACACGCUGUAUGAAGACCUGAUGUGUUCCCAUAAGUUGUUCUUAGUUUAAAUAAGGCAGUUAAUUUAAAAUCACAUUAUAACAGAAAAGUGUGUGGAUCGUGGUUAUUGUGUUACUAUGGUUACACUGUAAAGGGAAGAUGCAGAUGAGAUAUACACCUUAAUGAUUAUUGUGUCUCAUGUAUGUCCUUCCUCGACCAUGCUGUCAUUUUUGUAACCAUUUUCUACAUAAAACGUCUACUCAACACAAAUAAUGAACAUGUCUUGCGAUAGUGAUAAAUACAGACUAAUGGAGAGCGAAGACAGAGGGGAGUUUCCCUCGCAUAAACGUCGGGCUGUCAACAAAGCGUGCUGACGUGAAACCCCUCCAAGAAAAAUGGAACGAUCCAAUGACGCAUCAGCGUGAAUCAUAAGCAGGGUGUUCGAAUAUUAUAAUGUUGGAAAUUUAAAAAAAAAUCAGCCGCCUAACCUUUGGCAUUGAAUGUAGAGUUCAGCA
Asterias rubens (European starfish) is the source of this 3299-nucleotide messenger RNA. RefSeq names its product WW domain-binding protein 11-like. The transcript has 6 exons. The coding region runs from base 418 to 1656 and encodes 412 amino acids. The record is from RefSeq and is a predicted model, not a curated record. Lineage: Eukaryota; Metazoa; Echinodermata; Asteroidea; Forcipulatida; Asteriidae. Gene Ontology annotation, cellular component: membrane.